AUGGACGAUACAUCUGAUGUCGUCCCUGCAGUGAAGGGGCGAAGAUUUCAGACAGCGAAUGCUGUGCUCCGAGAGGGAUUCGUGGAACUCGAACGUAUGAUUCAAGAUCUAAGUAGCAAAACAGCCAUCCCCACUCAUCAGAUCGUCAUACUUUGGAACAAGAGCCAUGCGCGCUCCACCAGUACUGUCAACCAUUGGAACGCUUACAGUAGUUACUUCAAGGACCACCUCAAGGACGAGCUUGCGAGGCUCGGCAGGAGGGCCCCCGAGAUUCAUGGCACACCAAGUGCCACUGUGCGCCGUAAUUGCUAUGAACUCUUCAAGGCAGCAUUCCCGGACAAGUGGCAAAACAUCCUCGAGCUUCAUGAACAGUCAGCGAUGCUCCUGGGUAUUCCUCAGACGGUUGCUAUGCGGGGUCAAGAGUUCCACAAAUUUGGCACAAAGAUCUCUGGCCUUGGUAGACAGAUGGACUCUGCAGCAGCUCGCUAUGGCUUUGAGGCUGCUUUUGUAGCGUGCGGAAAAGUCGUUAAUCAAGACGGCUCGCUGGGCCUAGCCCAUACGACACCUGGAGCUGAGGUUUGGAAAUCGCGCUGUAGGGCUGAUGAAGAUACUAUCAUCGGUCACUUGAAAGCCCAGGUAUAUAACCUGACAUCACUCGGUGUCGUCGAAGAGGCCUUUGAUGAAGACAGCAUUGGGAUCGAUGCCAACGUACGCGGGGCUUCAGUCCCCCCUUCAGAAUCUCUCGACAUUUCCAAGCAUGGAAUCAAGUGGAUCAAGGAUGAGUUGCAUCGUCAAAUUGAUGCACUGGGCGGAAAACUAACGUCCAACAAGAUUUUUCCGUGGAAGACACUGCCAUCGGAGCUCACGCGUAUGUCAAUGAUCAUCAAAGGAUAUCCGGAGGACAUGCUCCUCCCAGGUGGUUUUCAUACCACCGUAAAUAAAGGUAUCGCAAACCUGACUCUGAAGGAGACCGGCAUUGUCAUCGCAGCCUUGAAGGCGGGGACCAUGAGCAUCAAAAAAAUUGCCGAAGCUAAGCGAGCUAAAGUCCUCACUUCUGAGUGCCCAGUAGUGGAGGGCGCGCCUCCUGCAGCAGAUUCGGUUCAUACUGCAGGACGUCGCCUUUUUGUGAAUGGCAAAUCGGAUCGCCUGGGUGCUCUGCGCCUGAAGCAGAGCACAGCUACUUCCAUAGUCAAAGGCAAAACAUCAAAGAAAGCAUCGGCACUGCCUGCUUCCACAACAUCUCUUGCUGACGAGUCCGAUGACGAACCAGCGUCCUCCCCCUCCCGAGAAUUCAAAGUCGUUAAGUGCCCGACGGGCCAGAAGAAGGUCGACAAGGAGGUCAUUUCCUUGGCAUCUAGUGAUACUCCGUCUGGCUCAGAGGACCUAGAUGAAAACCUGGAGGAAUCAGUGGUUCUCGACUCCGAUUACCAAGAUGAUGUUUCCUCCAAGAAGCGGAAGGCGAAAUCCGAAGGCGCCUCGCGAGCAUCCAAAAAGAGGUCACCGUCUGUUGCGCCUGCAGAGAAGGCAGUCUCAGCAAAGAAGAUGAAAGCCAAACCUGCUAAACGUCUGCUUAAUGGUUCGUCAGCUCAAGAGCAUCCUGUGACUGCAGUCGAUCCCAUCGUGGAUAAUGACGUCGAUGCUCCUGACGGUAGUGCCGUCAACAAAGCUGCAGCAGAGACUCGCUCGAGCAAUGCUGAUGCUACCAACAGCCUCCCCACACGUCCCUUGCCUCCCUCGCCAACUCGUCAUGCUUCGGUAGACUUAUUCCCGGACAACAUCCGCGGGGAAUCUCUUGGGCCAGCAGCUAAGUCGCCUCUCAUGCAACCUCCAUCCCUGCAGCCUGCGACAAUUCACGACCAACCCAUUGGGCGCAGGGAGCCUCGGCGUACCGAAUCCGAGAUGGCGGCUGCACCUACCGACGGAGACUUUAAUGCCGAGAGUCACUCCAUGACGCGGGCGCACGAUGCAGACAUGAGACCAGGGAUGUAUGGUCCACGCCCAAGGGGUCCAAUGCCAUCGCGCUAUGGACAAGGCUUUGCUCGUUACCCGCCGCCCGAAUAUUACCAUGACUCCCGUAUGGCUCAUGCCCCCCAGCCCCCCCAUGGUCCUCAGCCUCAGUAUCACGGUGAUUACCAUGAUGCUCCCUACCACAAUUCUCACGAUGGAUACGACGGUUAUGUCGAGACUUAUUGGCACCCUCCCAGCAGUGCAUAUUUUGGUCCACAAGGCAGAUACCAGCAUGGGUAUGGGCGUGAGUAUCCUAACGAGUACCCCAAGGACCAGGAGGAUUGA
Molecule: messenger RNA, 2292 nt
Organism: Suillus plorans
Lineage: Eukaryota; Fungi; Basidiomycota; Agaricomycetes; Boletales; Suillaceae
Exons: 12
Coding region: 1-2292 (763 amino acids)
Source: RefSeq, a predicted model, not a curated record